UUCGAUUGAGUAGACAUAUAGCCCCACAGGAUAUAAAUCUAAGCCAGAAAACUGCCCCGGCAAGCCGAUGUCAACACGACCAGUUGAUGCCCUGCUUCCUUGACGUGACAUCUGCUGAGACCCUCCCCAAUCCUCCCUCCUAGACAUGUCCUCCUCGUUGUGGCAGCAGGAACCCACCGCAUAUUCCCCCAGCGUAGAGAUCGACUCCAGCUCAAUGCGCAGGAAGGCGCGGCCCAGCGGCGGCCAGCCCUGGAUGAAGCAGGAGUGCGAGCUGGACGUGGGCUUGUGGGACAACGCCAACUCCGGGACAACCAGUGAUGUGGAACAGGACAACACUCUGAGCAGCGCUGUGUCCACGGCCACCACCCUUGAGGGCCUCCCUCCCAGCGUCAUGCUGACCAUCACCAAGCUGCAGUGCCUGCUGCAGAGCCGUCAGGAGCGCAUCCGCGCCCUGGAGAGGCAGGUGGAGGACCUGCAGCAGGACCGCAAGUUCCUCCGCACGCAGAUCGAGAACCUCACCAGCACCCGCCAGGUGGCGGCCUCGGAGCCUCCCAAACCCAGCAAGUCCCAGUACGCAGAGCCCAAGCCACGGAAGCGGCCGCGGGACGCCUCGUCCAGCUCCAGCGCCUGCAACGACAGCGGGUCCGAGCUGUCCGCCUCCUCGGCGCUCUCCGGGGCCUCCAACGACCUCAGGAAGAGAAGACACCACAAGGAGCGGAGGAGGGGGAAGAAGGGAAAGGACUACAGCAGGAAAAGAGCGACUGGAGUGCAGUACGUCAUUCACCGCUACAAGCAAGUGCUCUCGGCCUUCAACAAGAAGAAGAGCAUGAGCGGCGCGUUCCGCCACUACGGCAUCGACCGCAACACCAUCGCCAACACGGCGCCCAUCGCCGAGCUGCACCUGGCCGCCAUGGAGGCCCUGCCGCUGGUGGGGCUGUUUCGCCCGCGCGAGGAGACGCUGGUCAGCUACGCGCAGAAGUGCGCGCUGGUCAUCGAGGCGGACGCGGCCGUGUCCAGGAAGAUCGAGCAGAUGAAGGCCACCGGUGAACUGCUGCCCAUCACUGCCAAGAAGACCAGAACUCUCUCUCUGGUUGGCUCUCUCUCUCAUUGUCUUUCAGAGAUGCCACACACAUGAAAACUGUCAAUAAUAACAUUUACUCUUUUGUUGAAGUUAUAGACUUAGGGAGAACAGUAGCGCCAUCAAAAGUGUGUAUAAACUGUUAAGGAGAAACUGCAUGUUUUUCUAAAUGUAAACUCAAAGCUUUCAUUCCUUGCCUUGUGUUUGGAAAGAGGAACAGUGUUGAAAAUGCUUGAAGUCACUCUGAAACCACAUGGAAAUAAUGAAAUUCUAUUGAGUCUACUCUGAAACCAAAGUGACACGGUCUGAAACCACAUAGAGGCAUUCAACACAAUUUUCUUUUACAAGAAAAGUCCAAAACCUCUUUUCAAAACAAAGUACACUAAGAAUAAACUGUUGUGCUUUGGUCAAGUUUUCUGAACAAAUGACCUGAGAUGUAGAAUCUCUCUUGUCUUUAAUGCCAAGGAGCUGGAUAACUCCUUGGUAAGCUCAGGCCCACACUAAACGGUUCCAGAAUAUUCCUCUAGACUUAUUCUGUAGUUUUUCUUUUAUCGCAGAAGCCUUUUGAUAGAUGUAUUGUAUGUUUGGACAUUUCAGUAAAUAAUCAAACAUGUAUAAAAUGGUAAUAAAGACAUAUCGGUAUUUUAAAUGAGUUAUAUAGGCCUAAUAAAAAUGUAUGGUGUGCAUAAUACUUUGGUUAAAACAUUUUGACAUUAUAUGAAAACAAAACUGUACAUUUCACUACAUGAAGCCUUUAAUAAAGAACACGUCGUCUUGA
This is a messenger RNA of Sardina pilchardus (European sardine), 1856 nucleotides long. Its product is annotated as coiled-coil domain-containing protein 106-like. The coding region runs from base 146 to 1135 and encodes 329 amino acids. The record is from RefSeq and is a predicted model, not a curated record. Gene Ontology annotation, cellular component: nucleoplasm. Lineage: Eukaryota; Metazoa; Chordata; Actinopteri; Clupeiformes; Clupeidae. The transcript has 5 exons.